GGCGCAGAGCGCAAGCUGGGAACACGAGGCCAAGAGCCACUGCUCGAGCCGCCUCAGUACACUGUACCCGGGCACUAGCCCGCUUGCAGCCCCAGGAUUAGCCCGAGGACUCAUCCUCAGUCCUGCCACCGCCCAGCCACCCUCACCUGGAUUACCUACCGCCGCAGUUGGAGCAGAGCUAGCGAGAAGGCGACGCGGGAGGAAAGCCCCAGAAGAGCUUGGCUUUUUAGGGACCCCCUCUGGCGGAUAGACGCGCGGGAAAGCGGCGUCCCAAACGAAGCCAGCCACCGGGCGGGCGCGGGGAGAGAGAGAGAGAGAGAGAGCGACGCUCCAGGGGAUGGCAGCCGCGUCCCGUAGCGCCUCUGGCUGGGCGCUACUGCUGCUGGUGGCACUUUGGCAGCAGCGCGCAGCCGGCUCCGGAGUUUUCCAGCUACAGCUGCAGGAGUUUGCCAACGAGCGCGGAGUAUUGGCCAGCGGGCGGCCGUGCGAGCCCGGCUGCAGGACCUUCUUCCGCGUCUGCCUUAAGCACUUCCAGGCGGUCGUCUCGCCUGGGCCCUGCACCUUCGGCAGCGUCUCGACACCUGUGUUGGGCACCAACUCCUUCGCCGUCGGGGACGAUAGUAGCGGCGGGGGACGCAAUCCUCUUCAACUGCCUUUCAAUUUCACCUGGCCGGGUACCUUCUCACUCAUCAUCGAAGCUUGGCAUGCGCCAGGAGACGACCUGAGGCCAGAGGCCUUGCCACCAGAUGCACUCAUCAGCAAGAUCGCCAUCCAGGGCUCCCUAGCUGUGGGCAAGAACUGGUUACUGGAUGAGCAGACCAGCCCUCCCACGAGGCUGCGCUACUCUUACCGGGUCAUCUGCAGUGACAACUACUAUGGGGAGAGCUGCUCACGCCUGUGCAAGAAGCGCAAUGACCACUUCGGCCACUACGUGUGCCAGCCAGAUGGCAGCUUGUCCUGCCUGCCCGGCUGGACUGGGGAGUACUGCGAACAGCCUGUCUGUCUUUCUGGCUGUCACGAACAGAACGGCUACUGCAGCAAACCGGCAGAGUGCAUUUGCCGCCCAGGCUGGCAGGGACGUCUGUGCAACGAGUGCAUCCCCCACAAUGGCUGUCGCCAUGGCACCUGCAGCAUCCCCUGGCAAUGCACCUGUGAUGAGGGCUGGGGAGGCCUAUUUUGUGACCAAGAUCUUAAUUACUGCACCCACCACUCUCCAUGCAAGAAUGGGGCAACGUGCUCCAACAGUGGUCAGCGGAGCUAUACCUGCACCUGUCGCCCAGGCUACACUGGCAUGGACUGUGAACUGGAGCUCAGCGAGUGUGACAGCAACCCUUGUCGCAAUGGAGGCAGCUGUAAGGACCAGGAGGAUGGCUACCGCUGCCUGUGUCCCCCAGGCUACUAUGGCCUGCACUGUGAACACAGCAUUUUGAGCUGCGCAGACUCCCCCUGCUUCAAUGGGGGCUCCUGCAGGGAGCGCAACCAGGGGGCAAGCUAUGCCUGUGAAUGCCCCCCCAACUUCAUGGGCUCCAACUGUGAGAAGAAGGUGGACAGGUGUACCAGUAACCCAUGUGCCAAUGGGGGCCAGUGUGUGAACCGUGGUCCUAACCGCAUGUGCCGCUGCCGUCCUGGAUUCACAGGCCUCCACUGUGAACUCCACAUCAGCAACUGUGCCCGCAACCCUUGUGCCCACGGCGGCACUUGCCAUGAUCUAGAGAAUGGGCUCAUGUGCACCUGCCCCGCUGGCUUCUCUGGCCGGCGCUGUGAGGUGCGGAUUCCUAAUGACGCCUGUGACUCAGGACCCUGCUUCAACGGGGCCACCUGCUAUGCCGGCCUCUCCCCAGACGGCUUUGUCUGCAACUGUCCCUAUGGCUUUGUGGGCAGCCGCUGCGAGUUCCCUGUGAGCAUGCCACCCAGCUUCCCCUGGGUGGCUGUCUCUCUGGGCGUGGGACUGGUGGUGGUGUUGGUGUUGCUGGGCAUGGUGGCAGUGGCAGUGCGGCAGCUGCGGCUUCGGCGGCCUGACGAUGGUGGAAGGGAGGCCAUGAACAACUUGUCAGACUUCCAGAAGGACAAUCUGAUCCCUGCUGCCCAGCUCAAGAACACAAACCAGAAGAAGGAGCUGGAAGUGGACUGUGGCCUGGACAAGUCCAACUGUGGCAAACAGCAGAACCACACACUGGACUAUAAUCUGGCCCCAGGGCCUCUGGGGCGAGGGACCAUGGCGGGGAAGUAUUCCCACAGUGAUAAGAGCUUAGGGGAGAAGGCGCCGCUGAGGUUACACAGUGAAAAGCCAGAGUGUCGGAUAUCAGCGAUAUGCUCCCCCAGGGACUCCAUGUACCAGUCUGUGUGUUUGAUAUCAGAAGAGAGGAACGAAUGUGUCAUUGCCACAGAGGUAUAAGGCAGGAGCCUUCCCAGGACAUCCCAGCUUUGCCCCAGCAGCUGGAUCUUCCUUCUGCAUUGUUUACAUUGCAUCCUGGAUGGGACAGUUUUAAUAUGCAACGUGCUGCUCUCAGGAGGAAGAGGGAAUGGCAUGACCUGGACAGACUGUGAACUUGCCAAGAGAUGCAGUACCCUUCCAUGCCUUGGGGUGUCUGUCUGGCAUCAGCUUGGCAGCCGCGCCAGCCAGAGGAACAGAGAGGAGAGAUGCCACUGGGACCUGCCCUGCAGGCAGUGGCCUUCAGAGGGGCUCCUCUGGGGAAUCUGGCUUGUUUUCCAGAGGGAGAGGUAGUGGCCCCCUGGGGCCUGGAGCUGCUGUGGCCUCCACUGGCAUCUGUGUUUCCAAAAGUGCCUUCGGCCCAGGCUCCAUGGUGACAGCUGGGUCCAAAUCAGAGAGGAGAGAGGAAGCCAGUAUGGGCAGGGCCAUCUGUGGGCUAGGAUACCACUGGGUGUGGCUCUUGGCAGGAGUUGCCCUGCAGGUGAGGCAAGCGCCCUGUGCCUCCAACCCCUGCAUGAGGGCCUUGCUCAUAACAGCGCUCCAUCUUCUCCCUGGCCAGGGCCCUCUGGGAAAGGCUGUUGGUAAGACCUACUUGGUUUCCACAGCCUCCGGCCUUGCGUGUCUCUGGGUUCCUGUGAGCAGACAGGUGGAGGGCAUGCCCUGUCUGUCAGCUGGGGGCACCAGGCCUGACUGGGGAGCUCAGAGCAGUGAUGGAAAUUCCAGCGAGGGCCCUGUGAGGUGCUGUUACCGCCUAGGCCCUUUCCUCUCUCAAACCAUUCCUACAGCCUUGAGCCUACACCCACUACUGCCCGUGGACCACCCUUGAAGCUGAUCUUCAGAAAUCAAUAAUAUGAGUUUUUAUUUUGGGGUUUUUUUUGUAGUUUAUUUUGGAGUCUAGUAUUUCGAUAAUUUAAGAAUCAGAAGCACUGACCUUUCUACAUUUUAUAACAUUAUUUUGUAUAUAAUGUGUAUUUAUAAUAUGGAACAGAUGUGUACAGGAGUUUAUUA
Molecule: messenger RNA, 3439 nt
Organism: Suricata suricatta (meerkat)
Lineage: Eukaryota; Metazoa; Chordata; Mammalia; Carnivora; Herpestidae
Gene: DLL4
Product: delta like canonical Notch ligand 4
Exons: 11
Coding region: 338-2395 (685 amino acids)
Biological process (GO): cell communication; establishment or maintenance of epithelial cell apical/basal polarity; Notch signaling pathway
Cellular component (GO): plasma membrane; protein-containing complex
Molecular function (GO): calcium ion binding
Source: RefSeq, a predicted model, not a curated record